CCCCUGGCUCUCGGGAUCACGUAGUAAUUUAAUCCAAAAUAAGCUAUGAUGGAUGUCGUCGGUGUAGGGGUGUUCCUUCAUAGGCGCGCGUUGGUUUCGUAUAUCCAUCCUACUUAGGUACCUAUCGGUAGUUAGGUACUAGAUAGUUACCGGAGCCUUGUGUGAUGGGAUUUACAAGAUACAGUAUGUAGGUCCGAGAACAGGUCUCCAUGUUUCUAUUGUCUCCCUCGCAUUAUCAGCGCCACUUUCGCUUAGCUCGGAUGGUGUUCCUACCAUUCAAUUGAACCCCCCAAAGUUGAUCUUCAGGCCUCCAACUAUGGAACCGCACAGAAACGCAGCGCUUAAUCUACAUUGGCUUGAUCACCAUAAGCCACUUUUUCAUUAUCUGCAGGUUGUUUUGUUUUCCGCGCAGUAAAGAUUAGCUAAAUACAUAGGUACCCAUAUACCUAUAACAAAUACUACGAUCGCCACUAGGUCCAUUGAACUUACCAUCGUUAAGUAUACUGGUGGUAGUUUCUUAGUAUAGGGAACGAUUGCGGGGAGGCCUGAGUUGAUAGGUUGCAUUGUAGUAUUCGCUGGCUCAGUUAGAAGUCCUGGACCAAAGUUCGAUGCUACGCCAGACAACUCAUGUCUUCCUACGUUAAUUACGGAUCGGAUUCUUCUUCAUCAUUCACCCAGCUCUAUAAUGUUCUCUCUUGAUACUUUUCAUCAAAAAACUGCCCAACGCGGCGAUAACAAAUUGUCUUACAUCAUGGCAGACGCUCCGCGCGAAGAUUCCCCAGAUACCGAUCAAUUCCAAACAAUUUUAGCGGCCACGGACUUGAUACGGAAGGAACAUAAAAAGGAGAACGAGGAAGCGGAAGUUCUGUUCAAAACUGAGCAAAACUUACUCCAGAGUGAAAUUGAACGGCUCCAGCAAAAGAUGCGCGGCUUGGAGUACAUGCAUAAGACGUCCACGAGAGAGAAGAAACGCCUCCAAGACAAUGAAUUAAAAUCCUAUUUUAGGAUGCUUUUUAUUGAGGAAAAAGAAGAUACACAACCACCAGAACCGCAAUCACCGCUAGAUCUACCAAAACCAUCGGAUGUACCAAAGCCGUCAGCAUUAGAAUCAACGCGACCAGCCGAAAGUGAGCAUCAGAAGGAUCGUGCGGGGGACCAAAUUAUGGACGCGAUUACUGUGCAUGAUUCUGAAUCCGACGGAUCGGAUAUACCUCUUAGAGAGCGAACAAACACACCUGAACUAAGCGAAUUCGACAUUAAACCAUCGCCUGGGCAGCGAAAACGACAGCGGCCACAUGUGCGCAUAACAGAACCUAGGCGGAGUGGCGAACAUUCUGAUAUACUACCACAUCGGCAUAAGAAACCCCGACAUAGAAAGCAUACCCAUCCUGAAGUAGGAUCAUCGUCUUCCACAUCAGGGCCUCGCAAGCGGAGGAAGAGCAAACCUUUUGAAGGUGUUAUAAAUCCUACAGCAGGCGUGGUUUAUAAAGUGCAAGGCUCAAAGAGAAAUGGAUGUGCAGCAGUGGCUUUGCCAACUAGCAAUUUUGGCGUAAUUGGCAUCUCGAGGUCGAUGAGCGAUACUGGUCUUGAGCGAUCAAUCCCAGAAUGCUAUCAAUACGAUGAGCAAACCCGAGAGAUAGUGUGCUGGAAAGAAGAAUACGAUGAUGGUGGCCCUCGGGUUACCGACCGCGAGUUUCCAUUUAUGUUCUUCGAUGAGCUAGAGUACGUUCCGUCAGGGGGGAAUUUCGCAGCUACUGGUGCCAGAUUUGCUUGGAUCCCCGCAAAAGACAUAAGGCCAUUCGAUGUAGAUUCAAUGGUGUCUCGUAUGGCGGCAGGGUAUUCCCAAGCCAAGUUAUUCAUCCAGAGGCUUAAAUGGAUUAUUGAAGAGCGCGAAGAAGAGAACCGACAAACUGACCUUCAAAUGCAAGACGCCCAGGCUUUUACCGCUGGAGGGAACCAGUUGGAUGCACAGACACCCAAAGCAUCAUCAACCACAAGAAAAUCGCCAGAUCAAUUCCCAAGGGACAUCUACGAAGUUCCCGAAGAAUUAGAACCCAUAGCAUCCAGUUCUAAACAACUUCCUCAAAGUCCAUGGCAAUCAAAUCACGGUCGUAAUAACUCUCGCGGGAACCCAAAUGAACCCCGUUCUAUGGCACCAUUUCCCACAUUGCAGUCAAUCUACCAGGUGACUUCAGGAGCCGGCUCAGGAGACGAUGGAUCUGAUGACGCUGGACCGUAUUGGUCGCCGUCCAACCCGGAGCACGACCAACAAAUAAACGAGUUAUUAUUGGAAGCACGACGCGGAAAAGCGAAGGAGGUCGUCGAUCACGACAACACCAGACAUGCCGGCGCUAGAGGAUCCCCAACCCCUUCUGCAUCUCCAUUCCUUAAUUCAUUGCGAGGCGUUCGUCUUGGUCCAUUUUUACCUAUCAGACGCACGAAUGCCCACACUGACACCAAUGAUGAGAACCAGGCCAGAUCGGCGGGCUCGAGCUCUAAUACGCAGACACUGACCCAUGAAGCAGUACAGAGGGAUCAACCUACCCACCAAACAAGCAACGGUGCCUCGAAUGGAGAAAGUACCACAGCACUCAAUUCAACUGCUUCCGGUGCGCUAUCGUACCUCAACACACACUUCAAAUCCAUGGAUCAUAACUGUAUUGAAAGAAAAGAAGGAUGAAGCCACUACAUUCUCCAUUGCCUUAUUUGCAGGCGAUUGAACAAAUAAUACUGCGAGAGAUCUGCCGCCAACCUGCUUUUUAUUUCCAGUGUACGCACGCCUUAAAUUCUUUCAUUGAAGAAAUUUGUUUGGGUAUAUAAGUCUUUUGUAUUUAUUUUUAUAUGAAUAUCAUGCUAUGCGUGCAAUUUACCAACGCUGAUAACCUACUUGUUGAUGAGUUCGGAUGGCGAUAUGUAUUUAGUGCAAAUUGUGAAAGCUUGCUUUAAGCACAGAGAUCGAAUAUGGAGCCCCUCAUACAAGGCAUGGGCAAAAUUGUUGGUGCUACCUGGUAUUCCUGUUCUCGUGCAGAUAAAUGUAUAUGCGU
Messenger RNA from Hypoxylon trugodes, 3044 nucleotides. RefSeq lists its product as uncharacterized. The record is from RefSeq and is a predicted model, not a curated record. NCBI's taxonomy places the organism in Eukaryota, Fungi, Ascomycota, Sordariomycetes, Xylariales, Hypoxylaceae. The transcript is spliced from 2 exons. The coding region runs from base 686 to 2680 and encodes 664 amino acids.